GGAAGCGACAUUUAAACUCAGAACCUUCUCACUGUAACUCAGCUGAACUCACACCUCCUGCCAACAUGACCUACAGCUGCUGUUCUGGAAACUUCUCCUCCCGCUCCCUUGGGGGCUACCUGCACUACCCAAGCUCCUCCUGUGGCUCUUCUUCCCCCAGCAACCUGGUCUACCGCACUGACCUCUGCUCUCCCAGCACGUGCCAGCUGGGCUCCUCCCUCUACAGCGGCUGUCAAGAGACCUCCUGUGAGCCCACCAGCUGCCAGACGUCCUGCGUGGUGUCCAGCCCCUGCCAGACGUCCUGCUCCCGCCCGAGGACCUCCACGUUCUGCGGUCCCUUCCAGACGACUUACUCUGGGUCUGUGGGCUGUGGGUCCAGAAGCUGCCAUUCCCUGGGCUGUGGAUCCAGAAGCUGCUACUCUCUGGGCUGUGGAUCCAGUGGCUUCAGACCCCUGGGUUAUGGAGUCUGUGGUUUCCCUUCCCUGAGCUAUGGAUCCAGUUUCUGCCGCCCAACCUACUUCUCCUCCAGGAGCUGUCAGUCAUCAUGUUACAGACCAACCUGUGGAUCUGGAUUCUAUACAUCCACUUGUUAAGGGUGCAGACAUUUUGAGGAGUGUGUCGAAUCUCUAAACAGGGAACCUAUCAUCUUCAUGAUCUUCAGGAAAAAGUCUUCAGUCACCUUUUCUCCAGCCACAAAGCACUGACCAAAAAACCUGUCUCUAACAUAUACUGAACUUAAUGAUUAAUUUUAUUGGAUUAAUUGAUAGAAUUGGUGGAAUUAAAUAAAUGGUGAGAUCAAUUAAUGGAAUUUAUGUUAAUAAACAUGAAUUAUCGUUAAUGAAA
Leopardus geoffroyi (Geoffroy's cat) is the source of this 843-nucleotide messenger RNA. RefSeq names its product keratin-associated protein 13-1-like. The record is from RefSeq and is a predicted model, not a curated record. Bases 66 to 593 code for a protein of 175 amino acids. NCBI's taxonomy places the organism in Eukaryota, Metazoa, Chordata, Mammalia, Carnivora, Felidae. The transcript has a single exon.